CCCCAUCUCUCUCUCUCCUCCGGUUUUUAAACCCACUGUUCCGAGCAAGACAACAGCAGCAGCUGCUCGCGGCGGCGAAGCGAGACGAGGCGAGGCGAGGCGAGGCGAGGCGCCCCACCAUCGUGAGGAGGGGGGAGCCAUCAACUCGAGCUCGACGCGCCGGCGGCCGGGGUGCGAGGCUAGGGUUAGGGUUCCCCUCGAUCCGGCAUUGCGGAGGCCCCCCACUCGGCGCGGCGGGCGCGGCGGGGGCUCGAGAGAGCGAGAGGGAGAGACGCGCGUGAUUUGGAUGGUGGAUUGCGGCGCCGGGGCUCAGAUCUGAGAUGGCGGACGGCGGCGGCGGGGAGGAGGGGAGCGCGUCGGCGCUCAGGGGCUCCGCGCGACGGCGCGGGGCGGUGCAGCCGGCGGGGCUGGACGCCGACGAGCUCCUCACGCUGAUGCACGGGUCGGAUCCCGUCAAGGUCGAGCUCAACCGCCUGGAGAACGAAGUGAGGGAUAAGGAUAGGGAGCUCGGAGAUGCGCAUGCGGAGAUUAAGGCGCUAAGGCUGUCAGAAAGAGCGCGGGAGAAGGCCGUCGAGGAGCUCACAGCGGAAUAUGAGAAGCUGGAUGAGAAACUCAAGCUAACAGAGUCUCUCCUUGAAAGCAAAAAUCUAGAACUCAAGAAAACAAAUGAUGAGAAAAAGGCGGCUAUGGCUGCUCAGUUUGCAGCAGAAGCAACUCUGCGAAGAGUGCAUGCAGCCCAAAAAGAUGAUGAUAUGCCACCUAUUGAAGCUAUUCUUGCUCCACUUGAAGCUGAACUAAAGCUUGCUCGUCAAGAGAUUGCAAAACUCCAGGAUGACAACAGAGCUUUAGAUCGUCUAACAAAACAAAAGGAGGCAGCGCUGCUGGAAGCAGAAAGGACUGUAGAAAUUGCAUUAGCAAAAGCGGCCAUGGUUGAUGACAUGCAAAACAAGAACCAAGAGUUAAUGAAACAAAUUGAGAUCUGCCAGGAAGAAAAUAAGAUCUUGGACAGGCUGCACCGCCAAAAAGUUGCUGAAGUAGAAAAGCUUAGUCAAACUGUAAGAGAGCUGGAAGAGGCUGUUCUUGCUGGUGGUGCAGCUGCUAAUGCUGUCAGAGAUUACCAGCGGAAAGUUCAAGAAAUGAAUGAGGAAAGAAAAAUUCUUGACCGUGAGCUUGCGCGGGCAAAAGUUACAGCAAACAGAGUUGCUGUUGUAGUUGCAAAUGAGUGGAAAGAUGCUAAUGACAAAGUAAUGCCUGUCAAACAGUGGCUUGAAGAGCGCAGGUUUCUGCAGGGUGAGAUGCAGCAACUUCGUGAUAAACUUGCUAUUGCAGAACGAACAGCUCGAUCUGAAGCUCAACUAAAGGAAAAGUACCAGCUGCGCCUAAAAGUUCUAGAAGAUGGAUUGAGGGGGCCACCUAGUGGUUCUAGUCGUCCUACAGAAGGAAAGAGUAUCGGUAAUGGACCAUCCCGUCGGUUGUCUCUAGGUGGAGCAGAUAAUAUGUCAAAAAUCUCCCCGAAUGGCAUGUUGGCAAGGAGAUCUCCAUCAUUUAAUUCAAGAUCCUCUCUUUCUACUAGCAGCAGCUUGGUCAUCAAGCAUGCAAAGGGAACUUCAAGGUCAUUUGAUGGUGGUACCAGGUCAUUAGACCGUGGAAAAGUCCUUGGGAAUGGACCUCAUUUGCUCAAUAGAUCUACGGAUGCUGUUAGAGAUUGUGAGACAACUGAUGAUUGGAAGGCGGCUAACACAGAAGAAAAAGGUAGCGAGGCCACAAAUAGUAGUUCAACUGACACAGUAUCUGGUGUACUCUAUGACAUGCUGCAAAAGGAGGUCAUUUCAUUGAGAAAGGCAUGCCAUGAGAAAGAUCAAAGUCUAAAAGACAAGGAUGAUGCAAUUGAGAUGUUGGCAAAAAAGGUAGAUACAUUAACCAAGGCUAUGGAAGUGGAGGCUAAAAAGAUGAGGCGAGAGGUAGCUGCUAUGGAGAAGGAAGUUGCUGCUAUGCGUCUUGACAAGGAUCAAGAAAACAAGGCUAAGCGGCCUGGAAAUUUCAAAGGACCUGGAACCACUUCUCAGGCGCCUCAUGGAAGCAGAAAUGCACCACGGGGUGGGUUGACUCGGAACCUUCAAUAACAUACCUCUAACACCAGUCAGCAUGAAUUUCUUCGAUAGUUUCGGAUUUCCCUUUGUAUUUGUUCCUCUGUUCGUAUUAAUUUUGUGAUUGAGAUAGCACAGAUGACCCUGCGACACCUAGAUUGGGGAAAGAGUAGGCUUGCAUCUGACAUCGGCUUUGCUGUAAUGUAGUGAAGGUAAUCCUUCGGUAAGGUUUAACCUUGCGGCACGCUCCCAUUUUGUCAAGGCAGUGCACGUUGUGGUUGUAUAGGCUGGAGGACCUUGUCUUCUUCCCUUCUGUAAUUUAGAUAGUGUGUUUGCUUUUGCUUGUCAGGGUUGUGAAUAUAUUAUUAUCGCAAUAUAUUAGGGUCACCCUCUCCCGCUCUAUUUGAGCUUGGUUGGGCUGUAAUUGAUUUCUCGUGUUUAACUGAUGUAGCACAAUUAACUCUUGAUAUUUUGUUUCAACCUCGAGCUGAAUCAGAAUGGUGGUUUCUUGCUUGCAA
Messenger RNA from Oryza sativa Japonica Group (Japanese rice), 2605 nucleotides. The record is from RefSeq and is a predicted model, not a curated record. NCBI's taxonomy places the organism in Eukaryota, Viridiplantae, Streptophyta, Magnoliopsida, Poales, Poaceae.